AUGCAGUACACCUGGUUUGGUGCGGCUCUUGCCGAGGACAUUGAUAGGCUGUGGGAGUUCCUCGAGAAUGGCCAAGAUGUCAACGAGCGAGGAGGGCAUUUCAACAAGAGCGCUUUAGAAGAAGCUGCGGACAACGGCGGCUCCCGGGAGUGGACGAAUUGGUGUUGA
Symbiodinium natans is the source of this 168-nucleotide messenger RNA. The record is from the annotation of a GenBank genome assembly. Lineage: Eukaryota; Dinophyceae; Suessiales; Symbiodiniaceae.